Messenger RNA from Linum trigynum, 2194 nucleotides. NCBI's taxonomy places the organism in Eukaryota, Viridiplantae, Streptophyta, Magnoliopsida, Malpighiales, Linaceae. The record is from the annotation of a GenBank genome assembly.
GUCCCACAAUAUAUAAUAUUGUGCUUUGGUUACUGCACCUUCCUCGUCUUCUCCCAUCAAUUGGGAAAUCCUCUAUCCAGGAGAAUGGAAGAAGAUGUCUCUGUGGCUCGUUUUGAUUGGCUUGGACCUUUUUUAAGUCAACUAAUUAAUCUCGUGAAUAUAUAUGAAUAUGAGCUGUCCCAAUCUAUAACAUCAGAAAAGUGUAAGCAAAGAACCCUAAUGGACAAGAAAUGCAAUAUUAAAGAAAAUACAAACACAAAGUACGUAGUUGUCAUGACAUGCAUGAUGAUAUAUCCCUUGUUAUGGAAGGUACUUGACACAAGCAAUAUAUAAAAAUUGGAUGUGCUGAUUAAUCUUUAUCUAUUCAAAGGUUAUGGAUCCAAGUAGGAAUGCAAAUGAGCUGAACGUUAUUGUUCAGUUUCAUGCAUGCUAAUAAGAAAGUCAUUGAAAAUCACGAGCUGAACACUUACUUUAAAAUGAUAUUUUUAAUAUAUAAAAUCGCUACAAUAUAGAACCUUGUUGUUGUUAUGAAGGGAUAAAAUUUCAACGGGGUGUUAUUGCAAAUAACCAACUGACCCUUGUAACUACAAAAGAACAAAUUUAUGGGAACAAGAAAGAGAUUAAUGUAGUAAAAAAUUGUGAUUCCUCGUAGAAUUGUUUUGGUGAUUUAGAAGUGUAAAAGUGCAAGUCUUUAAGAUUCUAAGCAUAUAUUUUGACUACACUUGUAAGCAAAAACAUGAUUCUAUGUAGAAGGGUAUUAGUGACCUAGAAAUUAAUGUAAAAGCGUAAAUUUUUAACAUUAAAGCGUAAAUUUGACUACAUUGCAAGAGAUUAGUCUUUGAUCAUUCUACCAUAUUGAUCCUUAACUUAAAGGUUACAAAAUCAAAUAUUUUGAGUAGUACCUAACGCUAAAGUUGAACUUAUAUCACCCUCUUUAAAACAAAUUUCUAACUCAAUAAUCACUCACCCGUCACCAACCUCCCUCAUUCCAAAAUGUCAAACGUAAUCUCACUCUCAUGAUGAAAUCUAAACAAGUGAACGAAACCGUUUUGACGGUUGCUAAAUAAAUAAACAACAGAAAAUAAUAUCUUCUUCUAGGUACCGACUUUCUUCAUAAGUCGGCUCUGUCAGCCAAAGAAAAAAACGUCCAACCAAAAAACCCCUUUCGUGGCGCCUUCCCUUCAUUAAUAAUGACAAAAAAACAAUUAUUAAUCCUCUCAUUAAUGACUCUCUUCUGGAAACAGAAAAAAAAAAAAAAAAUCUCGCUGGUUAAUUAAUUAAUAAUGAAUCAAUUAAUCCUUCCCACCUAUAUCCACUAAUCACCCCCGCGCUUUCUUUUCUCAAACCCACCACAAUCCGGUCAACUCACGCCACGCGUCACCGCCGCGUUUGGUUGGUAUAAAUUUCCCCCAAACGAACCCAACCCUUUCACCAGAACUUCCAAACGCAAAUUCCAACUCCCGAGAGAGAACUUAUUUCCACACAUUUCGCAAGCGGAUCGGAUACCUCACUUCAGGAAAUGGUGGCGACAGGGAAUGCAAUUGACAAGCACGAGCAGUACAAGCGGGUGUUCGCCCACUUCGACGAGGACGGCGACGGGAAGAUAUCGAGCUCGGAGCUGCGCCGGUGCGUGGCGGCGAUUGGCAGCAACGGCGGAGGAGGAGGAGGGAGAGUAGGGGAGCUGACGGAGGAGGAGGCGGAGGCCGCUGUGGGGUUUUCUGACUCGGACGGCGACGGGCUGCUGGAUUUGGAGGAUUUCGUGAGGCUGGUGGAGGCAGGGGAGGAGGAGGAGCGGGUCAAGGAUUUGAAGGAGGCGUUCAAGAUGUAUGCGGCGGGAGCCGCCGCCGGGGCAGGGGACGGCGGAAUGAUAACGCCGAGGAGCUUGAAGAGGAUGUUGAGCCGGCUGGGAAUGCGGCGCAGCGCAACGGAGUGUGGGGUUAUGAUCGCCGAGUUCGAUCUCGACGGCGACGGGGCGUUGGAUUUCGACGAGUUUAAGGUCAUGAUGUCGUGACUUCGUCAGUGUGUAAAUAUUGGGAUUUUUUUGGGGGCAUUGUGUGUGGAAAUAAUUAUUCUUUGUUCGUCUUCUUUGAUUGGGAAGAGACAGAUAGAUGUAUCUAGUGGUUUAUAUGAUUCUUUUUUAGUGUUAUUUCUUUCUGUCUCAUUUUAAUCAUUGAAAUAUAGAUUAUAUAUAUGA